Molecule: messenger RNA, 1622 nt
Organism: Cinclus cinclus
Lineage: Eukaryota; Metazoa; Chordata; Aves; Passeriformes; Cinclidae
Gene: IFT46
Product: intraflagellar transport 46
Exons: 11
Coding region: 1-1239 (412 amino acids)
Biological process (GO): cilium assembly; intraciliary transport
Cellular component (GO): centrosome; motile cilium; intraciliary transport particle B
Source: RefSeq, a predicted model, not a curated record
AUGGCGACGCCGCGCCACGUCCGCACCCGGAAGUGCCGUCACGCGGGGCGGGGCGGGGCGGAGCACCUCCGAGCCGCCAGGGGGCGCGCGCGGCAGGGCCGCUCUGGCCGGCGGAGCCGAGCGCGGCGGGGCGGGGUCGCCAUGGCGACGGCGGCGGCGCGGCGGGACGCGAGGCGGGCGGAGUGCCUGUCGGCGCAGCCCCGCCCGGUGGAGAACCAGCCGUACGACGAGAGCCUGGAGCUGCCUGAGGCCGAGCUCGGAGCCCGCUCGCCGCGGGCGGGGAGCACGGACCGCCUGCGGGACUCCCGUGGGCCCGGGGUGUCCGUCGGAGCGACCGAGCGCGGGAGUGGCGAUCGGGGCAGCGGAGGGAAGGAGGAGGUAGCGACACACCUGCCCGGCCCAGCCACCUUCAGCGAGGAUGACGACGAGGACGAUGAGGACUCGGAGGAAGAUUCCUCGGAGAGCGACUCGGAGGAGGACUCGGAGGAGCACGGGGCCGCGUUGGAGGGUGACUUCAAUCCAUCAGAUUUUGACUACCUGCAAGUGUCUUCUGAAAUCAAAGACCUCUUUGAAUACAUCAAGAGGUACACUCCCAAAACAAUAGAGAUUGAGCACAAGCUGCAACCUUUUAUUCCAGACUUUAUUCCUGCUGUUGGAGACAUCGAUGCAUUCCUAAAGGUUCCUCGUCCCGAUGGCAAGCCUGACAGCCUUGGCCUGCUGAUCUUGGAUGAGCCCUCAACCAAGCAGUCGGAUCCCACCGUGCUCUCUCUUUGGCUGACAGAGAACUCCAAGCAGCACAACAUCACACAGCAGAUAAAAGUGAAGAGUUUGGAGAAUGCAGAAAAUAACCCCAAAGCCAUUGAGAGGUGGAUUGAAAGUAUUAGUGAACUGCAUCGCUGCAAACCUCCUGCCACAGUCCAUUACUCCAGACCAAUGCCUGACAUCGAGACCCUGAUGCAGGAAUGGCCACCAGAAUUUGAGGAGCUCUUGGGAAAGGUGGGUCUUCCGAGCGCAGAGAUGAGCUGUGACCUUGCUGAAUACAUCGACAUGAUCUGUGCCAUUCUGGACAUCCCCGUGUACAAGAGCCGGAUACACCCUCUGCAUGUCCUCUUCUCCCUCUUCUUAGAGUUCAAGAACUCGCAGCAUUUCAAGUCCCUGGCUGAUGGGCAGAAGGGCAGGAGCCCACCAUCCAACCUACCCUCACAAGCAGCGGAGGCAGAGGUGUUGAGCUUUAACUGAUGCUUCACAUUAAAGCCUCAUCUCCUGGAUCACUGUCUGCUGCUGGACACUGAGGUGUACCCAGAGCAGGCUGGGGAAUAUCACACAGCAAUUCAGAAGCCUCUCUGGUCUUAGAGACAUUGCUGGGCUGUUAAGUGUUAGGGAGUAGAGCUUGACUCAUCAUAUUUGUUGCAGAAGCUGCCUAAUGGCUCCAUUUUUCACUUGUUCCCAAGGAGUUCAGCAUUAAACCAGCCUUUCCCUGUGUCAGGCUCUCUCUGCCACAGGUGCUGCAGAGCAGAGGCCCCUUGAGCACACGCUACAAGGGCCAGAGCAAACGGGAAUAAAUCCCAUACUCAGACACAACACUCAGAUCUGCUCAGGGUGUUGCAAGCUUUGACCUGGAG